Messenger RNA from Zootoca vivipara (common lizard), 6786 nucleotides. RefSeq names its product myosin VC (gene MYO5C). Gene Ontology annotation, biological process: actin filament organization. Gene Ontology annotation, cellular component: actin cytoskeleton; myosin complex; cytoplasm. Gene Ontology annotation, molecular function: actin filament binding; microfilament motor activity; ATP binding. The record is from RefSeq and is a predicted model, not a curated record. NCBI's taxonomy places the organism in Eukaryota, Metazoa, Chordata, Lepidosauria, Squamata, Lacertidae.
CGCCCUCGGGCUCCACCUCUGCCCAGAGGCGCCGCCAGCGAGAGGAGCUGGGCUGAGGCAGCUCCGCCGCCCGCCUCCAGGCCUCGUUCCUUCGGCGGGACGGGCGGGAGCCCCUUCUCUUUCCUUCCCCUCAGCCUUCCGCCCGCGGGGCCACAAGCGACAAGCCAAAUGGCGCUCAGCGACCUCUACACGCAGUAUAACAGAGUUUGGAUUCCUGAUCCCGAAGAAGUCUGGCAAUCUGCUGAAAUCACAAGAAACUAUAGAAAUGGAGAAGACCUACUUCAUCUGCAGCUAGAAGAUGGCACGGAAUUGAAAUAUCCAGUUGAUCCCAGAGCUUUACCUCCUUUGCGAAAUCCAGACAUACUUGUCGGUGAAAAUGACCUCACAGCACUUAGCUAUCUUCAUGAGCCUGCCGUCCUACACAAUCUGAAAGUUCGCUUUGUCGAGUCCAAGCUGAUUUAUACCUACAGCGGGAUCAUUUUGGUUGCAAUGAACCCCUACAAGCAGCUGCCGAUAUAUGGAGAGGCCAUUAUCCAUGCCUAUAGUGGUCAGAAUAUGGGGGAUAUGGAUCCACAUAUAUUUGCUGUGGCAGAAGAAGCUUACAAACAAAUGGCAAGGAACAACAAGAAUCAAUCUGUUAUAGUCAGUGGAGAAUCAGGAGCUGGGAAAACAGUUUCAGCUAAAUAUGCUAUGCGAUACUUUGCUACUGUAAGUAGAUCUAGCAGCAACACGCAAGUAGAGGAUAAAGUCCUGGCAUCAAAUCCAAUAACAGAGGCUGUUGGUAAUGCUAAAACCACACGCAACGACAAUAGUAGCCGCUUUGGAAAAUACACAGAAAUCAGUUUUGAUAGGAGGUACCAGAUCAUUGGUGCAAAUAUGAGAACAUACCUGCUUGAGAAAUCCAGAGUUGUCUUCCAGUCGGAGAAUGAAAGAAAUUACCAUAUAUUUUAUCAGUUAUGUGCAUCUGCUCUGAGACCAGAAUUUGAGCACCUUAAACUGGCAAGCGCCGAAGAAUUUAAUUAUACUAACAUGGGUGGAAACGCUGUGAUUGAGGGAGUGAAUGACUAUGCCAGCAUGAUGGAGACUCAGAAGACAUUCACCCUGCUAGGUUUGAAGGAAGAUUUCCAGAUGGACGUUUUUAAAAUAUUGGCAGCCAUUCUGCACUUAGGCAAUGUGCAAAUAGCUCCUGUUGGUGAUGAAAGAUCUUCUGUUAGUCUGGAUGACAAACAUCUCCACAUAUUCUGUGACCUACUGGAUUUAGAAAGCGACAAAGUGGCACGGUGGCUGUGCCACAGAAAAAUUGUCACCACCUCUGAAACUGUAGUGAAACCCAUGACAAAACUCCAAGCCCUUAACGCCCGUGAUGCUUUGGCAAAAAAGAUUUAUGCCCACCUUUUUGAUUUCAUCGUGGAACGAAUUAACAAGGCAUUGCACUUUUCUGGCAAACAGCACACUUUUAUUGGUGUUUUGGACAUCUAUGGAUUUGAAACUUUUGAUAUCAACAGCUUUGAACAGUUUUGCAUCAAUUAUGCCAACGAAAAACUGCAGCAGCAAUUUAACCUGCAUGUCUUUAAACUUGAACAAGAAGAAUAUAUGAAAGAAAAUAUCCCAUGGACGCUCAUUGACUUUUAUGACAACCAACCAGUCAUUGAUCUUAUUGAAGCUAAAAUGGGCAUUUUAGAGCUUCUGGAUGAAGAGUGCCUGUUACCUCAAGGAACUGAUGAAAAUUGGCUCCUUAAGUUAUAUAACAAUUUUGGAAACAAGAAUCCACUCUUUGAAGAGCCAAGAAUGUCAAACACUUCUUUUAUAAUCCAGCACUUUGCUGAUAAGGUGGAGUAUAAAAGUGAUGGAUUUUUGGAAAAAAAUAGAGACACGGUAUAUGAAGUAUUAAUUGAAAUCUUACGAAGCAGCAAGUUUCGACUAUGUGCAAACUUUUUUCAAGACAGUCCAGCACCUGUUUCCCCAUUCAGCUCGGUGAUCAAAGUUAAGUCUGCAAAAACAGUGAUCAAGCCACCUAAUAAGCAGUUCCGUACAACAGUUGGCAAUAAGUUUCGUACUUCCUUAUAUUUACUAAUGGAGACACUUAAUGCAACCACACCUCACUAUGUGCGAUGCAUCAAGCCAAAUGAUCAGAAGCUAGCGUUUGAGUUUGAUUCUAAAAGAGUGGUUCAGCAAUUGCGAGCUUGUGGUGUUUUAGAAACAAUUCGGAUUAGUGCCCAAAGUUACCCAUCUAGGUGGACUUACAUUGAGUUUUACAGCCGGUACAGAAUUCUCAUUACUCAGCACGAACUCUCUCUAACUGACAAGAAACAAAUUUGCAAGAUAGUUUUACAGCGGCUCAUUCAGGAUCCAACCCAAUACCAGUUUGGUAGAACAAAAAUUUUCUUCAGAGCAGGGCAGGUUGCUUAUCUGGAAAAAUUACGGUCAGAUAAGUUGAGGCAAGCAUGUAUUGUGAUUCAGAAGAAUACCCGAGGUUGGCUGCAGCGGAAGAAAUUCCUCCAUAUCAGACAAGCAGCAGUUAUAAUACAGCAGUACUUCCGAGGACAGCGGACUGUACGACAAGCUAUAACUGCAAGAGCCUUGAAAGAAGCAUGGGCAGCUAUCAUUAUCCAGAAGUACUGCCGGGGAUAUCUAGUACGUAGGCUUUGCCAUCUUAUCCGUGUGGCUGUUUUGACAAUCCAAGCUUUUACUCGAGGCUUUCUGGCAAGGAGGAAAUACAGAAAGAUGGUUGAAGAACAGAAGGCUGUGGUACUCCAAAAAUAUGCUCGAGCCUGGCUUGCUAGACGCAGAUUCCAGAGCAUUCGCCGUUUUGUAUUGAACAUCCAACUUUCAUAUAGGGUACAGCGGCUGCAGAAAAAACUAGAAGACCAGAAUAAGGAGAAUAAUGUUCUGUUGGAAAGAUUGACCACUCUAGCCUCAAAUCACUCCAGUGGUAUAGAAACAAUUCAGAAACUUCAGUUGGAUCUUGAAAAAUUAACUGCGCAAAAGAAAAUGUCGGAAGAAAAAGAGAUGAAGCAUAGAGAAGACUACAAACAGAAUGUGUCAAAACUUGAAAACCGCAAUUCAGAGCUGCAGGAGCAGAAGAAGCAACUAGAAAAGGAACUUAAAGAGAAGGAUGAGGAAAUGAAAGAGAAAAUGGAUGACCUGACAAGACAGCUCUUCGCCGACGUUCAGAAAGGAGAAAGGCAGCGGAUGAUGCUUGAGAAGAACUUCCAGAGCCAGAAAGAAGACUAUGAAGAGAAGAUGGAGUCACUCAAGGCAGAAAUAAAGUUUCUCAAAGAUGAAAAUGAUCAGCUGCAAAAGAAAGCCAGGGAAAAACAGCAAAUUGAAGAAGGCUUAAAAAUGGAAGUAGAAGAACUUUCAAACCAAGCAAAGACAAUCCCUGAACUGCAUAAAGAAAUUGAACUGAUUCAGACUCAGAAAUUGGAUGUGGAGAAGCAACUACAGUGCCAAAAGCGUGAAAUGAGAGACAAGUUGUCAGACAUUACAAUGCAACUCCGUGAGAGCUAUGACUUCGCAGAUGUUAGGAGCAGAUUGUCCACUGAAGAUCUGGAGCAUUUAAAUGAAGAUGGGGAGCUUUGGUUUGCUUAUGAAGGUCUGAAAAAAGCCACAAGAGUAUUGGAAAGCCAUUUCCAGUCUCAGAAAGAGAACUAUGAAAGGGAGAUAGAUGGUCUCAAUUCUAAAACGGAACAUCUUAGUCAAGAAAUAAUCCAUUUGCAGAAACUGUUCAGGGAGGAAAAUGACCUCAAUGACAGUAUCCGGCUCCAAGUUACCCGACUAACCUCGGAAAAUAUGAUGAUCCCAGAUCUUAAGCAGCAGAUUGCCGAGCUUCAGAAGCAGAAGACGGAUCUUGAAAACCGUCUUCAAGGAGAAGCUGCAAAGAAUAAAGAGAAAAUGGAAGAAAGGGCAGAUCUGCUGCAUCAUAACCAGGAAAAAGAAGGAACACUAAUAAGAGUAUUGCACGUUCAAAAUGAAAUACGCACGAAGGAAAAAGAAAGGCUGAUAGCCACAUCUGACGAGCUCUAUGAUCAUAUGGAGAAGCAACACGAAGGAGAGAAUGAAACCAAGAACAAAAUGUGGCAAGAUAUGGCAUAUCUUACUACAGAAAAUACGGAUCUAGAAGAGGAGAUGGAUAAGAAGGACAGAAUAAUAAAGAAACUUGAGGAUCAGAUCAAGACCCUUAGAAAGUCUAUAGAAACAGCCCAUGAAGAACCCGUGUUGUCCAUGCCAAAAGAAUACAUUGGAAUGUUGCAGUACAGAAAGGAAGACGAAGGAAAAAUUGUUCAUAACCUGAUCCUUGAACUGAAGCCCCGCGGAGUGGUGGUAAAUAUGAUACCAGGGCUUCCAGCUCACAUCCUCUUCAUGUGUGUGAGAUAUGCAGAUUAUAUGAACGAUGACGGCAUGCUGAAAUCCUUCAUGAAUAUGUCAAUCAAUAGUAUCAAACAAGUAAUUAAGGAACAUGUUGAAGACUUUGAGAUGUUGUCCUUCUGGCUUUCAAAUACAUGCCAUUUUCUUAACUGUCUGAAACAGUACAGUGGAGAAGAGGAAUUUAUGAAGCACAAUACUCCACAACAAAAUAAGAACAAUCUGAAACACUUUGACCUCUUGGAAUACAGACAGGUUCUUAGUGAUCUAGCCAUUCGUAUUUAUCAUCAAUUUAUCAUAGUAAUGGAGAACAAUAUUCAGCCAAUGAUAGUGCCGGGAAUGCUGGAGUAUGAAAGCCUCCAGGGGAUUUCUGGCUUAAAACCGACUGGAUUCCGCAAGCGCUCCUCCAGCAUAGACGACACAGAUGCCUACACCAUGACCUCCAUCCUGCAACAGCUCAGCUAUUUUUAUACCACAAUGUGUCAGAAUGGCUUGGACUCAGAGCUUCUGAAGCAGGCCGUGAAGCAGCUUUUCUUUCUGAUUGGGGCAGUUACCCUUAACAGUCUAUUCCUUCGCAAGGAUAUGUGCUCUUGUCGAAAGGGGAUGCAGAUAAGGUGUAAUAUCAGCUAUCUCGAAGAGUGGCUUAAGCAGAAGAAUCUGCACAGCAGCUCUGCCAAGGAGACGUUGGAACCUCUUUCCCAAGCAGCUUGGCUCCUUCAGGUUAAGAAGACCACAGAUGAGGAUGCCAAGGAGAUUUUUGAACGCUGCACAUCCCUCACUGCUGUGCAGAUAGUAAAAAUCCUCAACUCCUACACACCCAUAGAUGAUUUUGAGAAAAGGGUGACUCCAUCAUUCGUUCGUAAAGUGCAGGCUAUGCUGAACAACAGAGAGAAUUCUCCGCUGUUGAUGCUAGAUACGAAAUAUCUCUUUCAAGUGACAUUUCCUUUCACCCCUUCGCCGCAUGCUCUGGAAACGAUACAGAUCCCCAGCAGUUUCAAGCUUGGCUUUCUCACUAGAAUAUAACAUAUACAGUGGUACCUCGGAAGUCGAUCGGAAUCCAUCCUGGACCUGCAUUGACUCCCAGUACAUUUUCGAGCACAAUUCAUAGUGUUGGUGCUGACCUUUAAAGCCCUAAACGGCCUCGGUCCAGUAUACCUGAAGGAGCGUCUCCACCCCCAUCGUUCCACCCGGACACUGAGGUCCAGCGCCGAGAACCUUCUGCCAGUUCCCUCGCUGCGAGAAGCUAAGUUACAGGGAACCAGGCAGAGGGCCUUCUCGGUAGUGGCACCCACCCUGUGGAACACCCUCCCACCAGAUGUCAAAAAGAAAACUAACUACCAGACUUUCAGAGGGCAUCUGAAGGCAGCCCUGUUUAGGGAAGCUUUUAAUCUUUAAGAAAUUAGUGUAUUCUAAUAUUUCUGUUGGAAGCCGCCCAGAGUGGCUGGGGAAACCCAGCCAGAUGGGCGGGGUAUAAAUAUUAUUAUUAUUAUUAUUAUUAUUAUUAUUAUUAUUAUUAUUAUUACAAAACGUUUGGAAACCAAGGCGCAGCUUCCGAUUGGAAUCAGAAGCCGCGGAAGUCACGUCGAACAUUCAGGUUCCAAAGAACGUUCACAAACCGGAACACUCACUUCCUGGUUUGCUGCGUUCAGGAGCCAAAACGGUCGACUCGCAAGGCGUUUGGGAUCCAAGGUACGACUGUAAACUAAAAAAGAAUCAAUCUCUUGAACGAUAAAUGAACAUAACUCAUCUAUGCGCUUCCUCAAUCACUGUGAAGUAGUGUUUCUUAGAAGAUAAAUUUUUGAAAAACAUUUGGAAAUUGGGGUGUAAGAAAUGGAUUGCUGCAUGUUCUAUGGCCCAUCCAAAUGUCUUUAAUAUUAUUCCCUUUUGUAGAUUGGACCUCGUAGCUUACAGGUGCACAGCACCGGGUUCCAGUCAUGUUGAAGGGACUGGGGCCAUGUACUACUAAAUAACUUUCUAUAAUGAAGGACUAACAAGACAAUUCUUUGUAAUAUUUUACUGUGAUACAGUAUUUGUAACACUGUAAAUUUACAUGCCUGUAUAUGUAUGUUUUAUGGGAGCAUUCAUCUUGGUUAUUUAAUACAGUAAGUAUGCAUAUAAAUGAUAAGACGAAAUAGAUGACGGUUAUACCAUGAUUUUUAUUGUGUCAGAUUAUUGUCACAUAUCUGGGUUCACACUCAAACUACUCAGGUAAGGGAGGAACGCUUGCUAAGAUGCAUUCAUUUGUUGCAAAAACAAAUCCAAAACAGGCAUCAUAUUCCCAGAUGAAUGUCACCGGCGUUUCCAUACUAAUCAUUUUCUCUACUACUGACACAGUUCACUAACACAUUUAUUCUGAAGAAUCCAGAUGUCAUUUCUACCAAGCUGUUGCAUUCUUACUUUUCCACUGUCAAGGUUGUCAUC